CUGUUUAAUUACAACUAUGCCGAAGGAAAAACAAAGACGAACUAGAGUAAUCGGGCUCCCAAAGAACUACAAAUAUAAAGAUUGGUUGCAUUCUGCCCUAAAUAUCGCUGAACCAGCCAUCGACUACUUUAAAUUUGCUGAUACUUUUGGUGAUUCUGAGAGUACCACUAAUCAUCAUUAUGCAGAUCUGUUGACAAAAUUAUCAACCGGCCAAAGUAACAGACUAACAAAGAUAAGUACAACAGCAAAGAAACUUUAUAAUUCUCGAAAUAGUCUAGACACCGAUUUCGGAAAGCAAUAUAAACAAUAUUGGGAAAUGAGAGACACAUUAAAUAUUCAAAAAGCUCUGCGAAACGAAAACCAGAGAACGAUCAUACAUCUAAAUGAAUUAACUAAUAAAGAAAUCAGAAACCUCGCUGAAAAGACUUACAAUAUAAAUGAAUCGAUUAAUGAAGCAGAUGAAGAUUAUGAAACUAACGAGACAGAAGGAGAGCAUGAAGAAGAAAUCAACGAUGAAAGUAGCAUUGCGGAGAAGGUAAUACCACAAACCGCAAAUCUCGCGUCAGAUGAAGUCGGUAAAUUGAAAAUCAUUGAUCUAUCAUCAAGUGCGGCUGUGGAUAUUUUGAAGACAGAAACUUCUGGCGAUCAAGUUGAGUCAAUACUUGAAGCAACAAAGAUACAUCCAAUUACAAUGUCUACCGAAGCUUGUAAUCUUAUCAAAUGCCUCAAUGAUGCGACUUUAUCGGUACAAGAAUUACGAAAAACAUUGUAUCGUCAUGGAUUUAAUGAAAACUUUGAUCUAAUCGCCAAUCAUAAUAUGGGCUUCCUAGAAGUAACAACAAGGCAUUUUUUAGAUUUGAUGAAUUCCCCUAAUAAUCCUCUGAACAAAAUCAUGCUGGAAAGAACGGCAGCAACAUUCUUAUAA
Rhizopus microsporus ATCC 52813 is the source of this 925-nucleotide messenger RNA. RefSeq lists its product as uncharacterized. The transcript is spliced from 5 exons. The coding region runs from base 17 to 925 and encodes 302 amino acids. The record is from RefSeq and is a predicted model, not a curated record. Lineage: Eukaryota; Fungi; Mucoromycota; Mucoromycetes; Mucorales; Rhizopodaceae.